AUGUCUGUCAUCUCUCCUGCCCUUAUUAGAGGUCUGGACAAUGUUCCCAAGCUCAUGGGAGAGGCCGAUUGGCAUGCCUUCAAGGAGCAGCUGGCCCGCUUCUUCCGCGCUAUCCAGGCUGGGUAUAUCACCGAGGACCCUGCUGCUGCAGUGCCUGAGGCCAAGAAGCCCCUCGAUGCGGAGCUCGAGUGGCUGCUCUUUAGCAAGCUUGGCCCAGACCCCAUGGCUCUGGUCAAGGAAGCUGAAGGGGGCAAGGCACUCUGGAAGGUGCUGAAGGAGAAGUACGAGAAGGCCACACCCUGGAAGCGCAUGCAUGCUCGCAAGGCAUUCCAGCAGUGUCGCCAUGACCCCUCGCACCCCAUCGAGACGCACAUCGCCAACGUCAAGGCGCAGAAGGCCAUCCUCACUGGCCUAGGC
This is a messenger RNA of Schizophyllum commune H4-8, 417 nucleotides long. RefSeq lists its product as uncharacterized. The annotation marks the transcript as partial. The transcript has a single exon. The record is from RefSeq and is a predicted model, not a curated record. NCBI's taxonomy places the organism in Eukaryota, Fungi, Basidiomycota, Agaricomycetes, Agaricales, Schizophyllaceae.